Molecule: messenger RNA, 2658 nt
Organism: Octopus sinensis (East Asian common octopus)
Lineage: Eukaryota; Metazoa; Mollusca; Cephalopoda; Octopoda; Octopodidae
Exons: 7
Coding region: 1214-2317 (367 amino acids)
Source: RefSeq, a predicted model, not a curated record
UCAAGCUCUUUCCUUCCCCCCUCACACGUUUAUAUACAGACAUAUUUGUAUCUGUCUGUCUCACACACACACCCACCUCGCCAUACAGCAUUUCACUCAACGAACACAACACAAAGAACUGUAACAUUCCUAAACAUGCACACACACUCACACACGUGCUCAAACUAGAUUCCAUACGCUUAAUAUACACACACGGCAGUAUAUAUAUAUAUAUGUCAUUAAUAUCCGUCCAAGCUUAGCCACACAUAAACACACACACACAUGUCAGCUCUGUAAAGCUUAUGAAGACAUCCACACUCACAGACGCCCUCUACAAGCUAACGAAAGCGGCUAGAAAUAGCAGUCAAAUCUCCCUAUAAUCAGACACGACCACCACGAACAAAGAAGCAAUACAUUUGAUAAUGUAGCCGCAGGAUGUGCUAAAAACGCACACAAAAGACAGGUGGUCGUGGCUGGAAAGCCUUUGAUCAUAAGUCGACACGAUUAACAGAGACUGUAUCUCUUAACCACUUAUGUAAGCUGUUCUCGUUGACAGACAUAAAUACACACACACGCACUCACACAGAGACAAACAUUAAUUGUAAGGUUCAAUGGCCAUUGCUAGAAUCCAUUCGAGACAACAUCAACCUAGAUACACUUAGUUCCAUUUUGUAAGCCACAAUAUCUCCAUUUUUCGCUGUUUUUAGGCUCCGUCUAUCAAUCAUAUCUGUCGACCUACCUGUUUCUCUUUAAUUACCGAUUACUUUACCUUUACAUCUAACUACCUGUCUAUCUGUCUGUCCGUCUGCCUGCCUGUCUGUCUAUCUAUCUGCCUAUAACUGUUAAUCUAUCUAUCUAUCUCUACCUAUCUCUGUCUAUCUCUCUCUCUAUCUAUCUAUCUAUCUAUCUAUCUGUCAAGUUAGAUAGCCAGAUGGAUAGACAGGUCGAUAAAUAGACAGAUGUAUAGGUAGCUGUUUGUCUGUUGUUUGUCUAUCUAUCUAUUUAUCUUUCUCUCUCUCUCUCUACCUAUAUUCCAACACACACACACACAGCUCUUUUGUUCACCAUAUAAUAUCUGUUGCUAGCAGACUUUCACGGAUGUCUUCGGCUACUCCUCUGACACGUACAGGCUGUCGAAAGCUGAUGUUGUCCCGCCACUCUACACAAACCGACAGCGUCAACACCACAGCCAGUCAAUUGCCAUUGAGAAGUGACCAACUGUCUUACUUGCCUGAUGUUAACUAACUCAGUUCAAGGUGCCUGGUGGUUUCCUUACUUCUUCUUCUUCUUCAUAACAGUGUGCAGUCUACAUGCAAUGACGAUGUCAAAUAACACAAUGUAUAUGUACAAGAAGGACAGGUGCACAUUUCUUGAAUACAAUCCUACCAAAGUCAUACACCUCUACCCUUAUAAUGUGCAGGACAUCGUAGCCAAUGGCAACAAAUCGAAACGUGCGCGCAUAUGCACAAUGACGUUUGCAAUCCGGCACAAUGAGCGGCUGCGGUUGACUGUGGACUUUUUGAGGAUCCGAACGUGCAAAGUGACUGCUCGUCUUUACUUGCUGCAAGAGAUGAACCAACUGGAUUUACGGAAGGAGUUCACCUGUAACACAACUUCCUAUCGUGAGCCUGUUUAUCUGCGUGGUGGUCAGCAUUACUAUGGCAUUCUUGAAAUCAAUAAACAGUUCCAAAACCAAACCAAUUUUUACUGUAAGGCAAAAGUUACUAUAAUACCUGAUCCUACGACUUCUCUACCCUGGCCCACCACCCUCUUUAAUGGAGAUAAUGGCUACCAUCAAACUACAGCCCCAAAUACAUCAAGUCACACCCUUCUGCUUGCCAUCGGAAUCGUCAUUCCACUUAUCCUGUUAAUUGCCAGUGCUUUCACCUAUCAUGUAUGGCGCCGGAGCCAGCUGCGGAUCAACGAAACUCCCAACACAAGCUUCACACUGACUAGAAUUCUGCGGCACAGAAGAACUGCACACCAGGAUAUUGGGCGAAGCCAACAGUCAGGCCAUCAGCGAGGUCCUAUUGGAACUAUAGGGGAACUUUAUGCAGACCCCUAUGAUAUUCUCACCUGGGAAGGCUUCUUUGGAAUAUUCUCUAGCAUGGACUUCCCCAAACCAGUUGAACUGCCUCCAUAUCCGGGCUACGAUCCUCCUCCUCCGUAUGAAAGUAUAAUCUAUGAUCAAGGACUUGAUCCUGCACUGUUACCACCACCUCCACCGGCACCAGCACCAUCCAUUCACCAAAUGCGUUAUCACUGCACCAUGGCAUCCCUGUCCACAGACAAUGAAGCAGUCCCUUCGCCUAACAAUGGCAUGGAAACAACUGUAUAACAAACACACACAUACACAAACUUAUAUUGUUUUGAUUCCUUUUUUUUUUUUUUUAAUUCAGAAAAUAUUCUGCUUCCCCCCAUCUAUAUGGCUGUGUCUAUAAUCCACAUCAUCAUUAUUAUUAUUAUUAUUAUUAUUAUUAUAAUAAACUGGCAGAAUCGUUAGCACAGCAGACAAAGUGCUUACUGCAUUUCUUCUGGUUCAUUACGUCCUGGCUUCAAAUGACACUGAGGUCCACAUUGCCUUUCCUCCUUUCGGGGUCGAUAAAAAAAGGUACUACUCAGCUACUGGCAUUGAUGUAAUCAACUUGCUCCACCCACUCAAAACUGCUGGCUCUCUGU